This is a messenger RNA of Aphanomyces astaci, 1677 nucleotides long. RefSeq lists its product as hypothetical. Gene Ontology annotation, cellular component: membrane. Bases 17 to 1618 code for a protein of 533 amino acids. The record is from RefSeq and is a predicted model, not a curated record. NCBI's taxonomy places the organism in Eukaryota, Oomycota, Saprolegniomycetes, Saprolegniales, Verrucalvaceae. The transcript has a single exon. Gene Ontology annotation, molecular function: symporter activity.
CCAACUCGCCUCGCACAUGUCAUCGCACGUCGGACUGCGCGGCCAUAUUGCCAUGACGGAAAGCGUCACACAGGACGAAUCGUCCAUGUCGGUUGCGUCUGAACCCGUGGUCACGCCGAUCAUGGAACCGAAGCCCCGCCAUACUUAUGACCUCGUGAACGACCCUGCCCAGUCGAUGGAACAAUCGAAAUGGGUGAAGUGGUACUUGGGGGCCCCCGGGACGGUCUUGGGGACGGUCGUGGGGAUCGUGGUGGUGCUGGUGCUCGAGCAAAUCCCAGCGUUACACGAGUUUGCCAACGCCAACUUGGAGUUCGCAGACCAAAUUCACUUCAUUGGAAGGAUCUACUUUCGAGCCCUCACCUGCGUAACCAUCCCGUUGGCGUUUCUCAAUGUGACCAUGUGCAUUUCAGACUUGGUGGCAUCCCAAAUGAGGCGCAAAGUGCUGUUGGUUGCGUUGACGCUGUUCACGACAACGUGUGCGUUGGCCCAAGGGUUAUUUUGGUGCCACUUUUUCGCGAGCUCGUUCGACGGCCAUGCGUACUUGGGCGGACUCCCAGAGGCCGACGUGACCAUUCAGUGCCCUAGCCGCAGUAGCGGUAAUGCCCCCCCCGCUUUGUUGCAGCACGACCCAUCGACGGGGGCCCUGUCUUGCGUCCAAAGCAACUUCGAGGGCGGUUAUGCCAACUUUUCAACCACCAGCCUGCCCUUCGAACCCAACUUUCCCGAGACAUACGUCAAAUGGUUCCCAUCAAGUAUUGCCGAGAUCCUCAACCUGAUCAACCUCGUUGUGCCAGACAACAUGACAACCAUGGUGAUGGAUAACAACGUGUUGGGGGUCGUCACGUUUUCACUGUUGUUUGGCGUUGCGUGCGGCGUCAGGAGUCGCCAGGACAAGGACAAUCGUCUCGUCGACAUCCUCCGAGAACUGCACGCGAUCUUCAAAACCAUGCUCUCGUACGUCGUCGCGGUCACCCCUGUCGCCAUCAUCGCCCUCAUCGCAGCGCCGCUCCUCGCCCACACGCACACGUUGGCCGUUGAUGGCCCGCGACUCGCCGCCUUCCUAGGCACGUUUGUCCUCGCGGCGAUCAUCCACUGCUUCGUGGUGCUACCUCUGAUCCUCAUCGUGUCCACACGGACAAACCCGUUUCGAUUCUUCGGGUUGAUGAAAGAUGCCCUUAUAUAUGGCUUUUCGUGCAGUUCGUCCAGGAAAAGCACGCCCGUCGCAUCGCGGUCGAUGGAUUCCCUGGAAGGCAACCGCAACGUCGCAAGGUUUGCCACGUCCAUUGGUACAUGCAUCAACAAGAGCGGCGGUGCACUCUAUGUGUGCAUGGCUCUCAUUUGGACGUUUCGCAACGCCGGCCUCGGCUCACUGCUGACAUAUUCCAAGCUCGGCGUCGUGGGUGUCUUGUCCGUGAUUGGGUCUUUGGCCAUCCCCCCCGUCCGCACCGGGGGCGUCGCCAUUGUCGUAACCUUUUUUACGUACCUGAGCGGGGUUCCGAUCACGUACUCGUACAGCUUUCUCCUAGUGGCCGAGUGCAUCUUGGACCCCCUCACGACAGUGAUCAACCUCUGGGGCAACCUCCUGGUCGCUCGCAUCGCAUCGUUCAACAGUGUCUAGUCUAGAUCGUAGGUGUAUGUAUUUAUUCUUAAUAUAUGUGCCGCUAAUUUAACCUCCCA